AGAGAGAGAGAGAGAGAGAGAGAGAGAGAGAGAGAGAGAGAGAGAGAGAGAGAGAGAGAGAGAGACAUCAUGAGGCAGAGGUGAUGGAUCCAAUCCUUCUGAAAGUGACUUCUGCCUGGCAUAAGGGAGGACACGGUCUACCCGGGGCUCCUUCAAUCUGACAGGAAACUACAGACGACAACAAACUCAACGCAUCCAUUGUGUCGUGUUUUUUUACACGUCUUUCUUGUUUUUUGGCAGAUUGAAAGUGGAUUUUUCUAAACUUUGUACUCAAUGUUUCCGGAGGAAAUUCCAAGGAAGAGCCAACUUCUGUUUAGGUUGUCUUUUUAAUCACAGACUUUUAAACACCAUCAGUAGCAUGCACUCAGGUGACAAGCAGUAGUGAGUCAGAGAACGGCGGCGAACGAAAGACAACUGGAAGGAGAGCACCAAGGAGAGAGCGAGAGAGAGAGAGAGAAAGAGAGAGAGAGAGAGAGAGAGAAAGGGAGAGAGAGAGGCAACCUCAACACAGUGGUUUUUCACAUUUGGGAUGACUUUGAACCAGGGAAAACUUCAAUCAGCUCUUCCAAGAGGGAAAGGAUACUGAAGCAACCUGAUCGCAACUCUACUAUUAUCCCGCUUUGGUGAGUUUGAACCUCUCUCAUGGAGCCCCCUUCGGUGGUGCUGCUGGGGCUCCUUCUCGUGUAUGGACUGGCCAGCGGAGCAGAGAACAUUCAGGGGAGCCCCCCCGAUGGUGGUCCGACCACCGGCCACGCUGCUGGUGGACCGCAGAAGGCCCAGGAGUUUGAGAGCAGCGACGAGGGCCUCGAGAGGGAGUUCCUGUAUGCGGGGAGGAGCAAACGGGCCGCUCCCGACCCGCAGCAGGACAAGUGCUCCUACACGUUCAUCGUGCCCCAGCAGAAGGUCACCGGGGCCAUUUGUGUCAACUCCAAGGAUCCCGAGGGCCUGCAGGAGAACCGGGUGAACAAGCAGGAACUCGAGCUGCUGAACGUGGAGCUGCUGAAGCAGAAGAGGCAGAUCGAGACCCUGCAGCAGCUGGUGGAGGUGGAUGGCGGCAUCGUGAACGAGGUCAAACUGCUGAGGAAGGAGAGCCGCAACAUGAACUCCAGAGUCACUCAGCUGUACAUGCAGCUGCUCCACGAGAUCAUCAGGAAGAGAGACAAUGCCCUGGAGCUGGCUCAGAUGGAGAACAAAAUCCUGAAUCAGACCUCUGAGAUGCAACUGCUCACCAGCCGGUACAAAGACCUGGAGCACAAGUACCAGCACCUGGCCUCCUUAGCCAACAACCAGUCUGCCCUCAUCGUCCUGCUGGAGGAGCACUGCCAGAGUCGCCCCAUGCCCCGGUCCGUCCCCCGACCCCAGCCGGUUCCUCAGCCCCAGCCUCGGCCACAGCCUCGGCCGCAGCCGCCACCGGCGGCCCCACCGCUCAACAGGCCCUUCCAGCCCCCCGUCGCACCACGGCUCAACAACCAGAUCACCAACGAGAUCCAGAGCGACCAGAAGUCGCCGGUGCUGCCGACCAUGCCUGGCGGGACACACAGCCCCUCCACCACGGACAAACCCUCCGGCCCAUGGAAGGACUGUCUGCAAGCCCUGGAGGACGGCCACAGCACCAGCGGCAUGUACCUGGUGAAGCCAGAGAACGCCAACCGCCUCAUGCAGGUGUGGUGCGACCAGAGGCACGACCCGGGGGGCUGGACCGUGAUCCAGAGGAGGGUGGAUGGCUCCGUCAACUUCUUCCGGAACUGGGAAACGUACAAGCAAGGCUUUGGUAACAUCGAUGGAGAGUACUGGCUGGGUCUGGAGAACAUCUACUGGCUGACCAACCAGGCCAACUACAAGCUGCUGGUCACACUGGAGGACUGGUCAGGGAAGAAGGUGUUCGCCGAGUACGCCAGCUUCAGGCUGGAGCCCGAAGCCGACUUCUACAAGCUCCGGGUGGGACGUUACCACGGAAAUGCUGGCGACUCCCUCACCUGGCACAACGGGAAGCAGUUCACCACGUUGGACCGGGACCACGAUGUGUACACAGGUAAUUGUGCCCACUAUCAGAAGGGAGGCUGGUGGUACAACUCCUGCGCUCACUCCAACCUGAAUGGCGUCUGGUACCGGGGUGGACAUUACCGCAGUCGCUACCAAGACGGAGUCUACUGGGCUGAGUUCAGAGGCGGAGCUUAUUCCCUUAAGAAAGUAGUGAUGAUGAUCAGACCUAACCCCAACACCUUCCACUAGCCAGCAGAGAGAACACUUACUGCCCAGUGCAGUCUGAGACACCUUUCUUUGUAUUCAUACAGAUCCUAAUAAAAAUCAACCGUUUUGAACCAGAUGGAACUAUAUAACGAAGCCAGAUCAUAAAGAGGGUAAAAAUGGAAAAGAAUGUGCAAUAAUUAAGCAACAGGAUGGCCUGCUCAUUGAGGCCAGUCUGGUCGGGCGUCCCAGUGCCGCCACUCCAAAAUAAUUGCACUUUCAUUCUCUUUAGUUAUUUUUUACUACCAGCAUUAGAUUCAAUAUAAGACACAUACUCAUGGCUCAACAGUUUGCUAGAGGUACACUGUCACAUGAUAAUCUGUUGCUUGUAAUAGAUGGUGCUUUCCCCUGCGCUGUGUUUUCGGCAGAAAAUCUGAAAAAGUUACAUUCUUGAUUUGCUGUUAGAAUCUGAAAAUACCUAGGAUUAACGGUAGAGAAAUCCAGGAAACGGUAGACACAGGAAUCACAAUCCAGUGACUUUGUUUGAAGAAAACUUCAGGUGUGCAUUUUAUAGGAAUAUACUAAUGUUUUGUUGGAUUUAAAUACAGGUGUUUAUAUUAUGACCAGACUUGUAUAUUAAGUGUUUAAAUUGUCCCUUACCUGGCAUCAAACCAUGCCAGUUUUUGCAAAACAUAAUUCCAUACUUUAAAUGUUCAUGCGUGAUUAAUAAAUACAGAAAUAUCACACACACACACACCAUAUGCUUUGGAUGAUAAACCAUUUGACAGAUGUCCUUCAAAUUAAACCUUUUGAACUUCAAUUGCCUGGACAGGUGCUGUUUUGCCUGUAUGAACCAAGGACUGUGUUUACUGUAAAAAAUUCAGUUGUCUGUUGAUGUCGAUUGAUCCAACACCGUGUGUCUGUACAUAAAAAGAUACUUGUAAUAUAAUGUAACAAAAUCUAUCAUGUAUCGCUAUUAAGUUGCAAUAAAACAUGUACAGCUUGG
This is a messenger RNA of Gadus morhua (Atlantic cod), 3193 nucleotides long. RefSeq names its product angiopoietin-like 2b (gene angptl2b). The record is from RefSeq and is a predicted model, not a curated record. The transcript is spliced from 5 exons. The coding region runs from base 643 to 2232 and encodes 529 amino acids. Lineage: Eukaryota; Metazoa; Chordata; Actinopteri; Gadiformes; Gadidae. Gene Ontology annotation, biological process: blood coagulation.